AACUGUCACAGGAGCUCCCACUUCCUUGUGAUUCUGUCCGGGCGCAUCGAAGAUGGCUUUGAGUAUGGAUGGUAGUGGCUACAUCAACCAACGUCCUAUUCAUUUACCGAGGCUAUUGUAAAGAAAUAAAAGAUUAUCUUGCGUCGAUAAGUGAAGUCGGAGAGGCGGCAGUAAAGUAGUCGCGAGUAGUGUUCAUACGCUCGUCGUACUACGGACGGUUCGCUUCCCGGCGCGUGUUUUUGAUGUUGUUUUUUUGUUGCUCCCCCCUGGUUGAUUCCGAUAGCUAGCUAACUGACACUUAAACGACAAUUGUGUAAAUAUUAGCCACAGCUAAGCUAACCACUGCUGGUUAAAAAAUGGCCACCAUGGAUAAAUUAAUGAAGGCCUUUGAAUCUCUCAAGUCUUUCCAACAACAACAGGGACCGCCGACGGCCGAGGAGACGGCUCAAAAACAGAAGAAAGAGCUGGCCACCACCAAAAAGGACAGAGUGGCCCACUGCCUGACCAUAUGUGAGAACAUCAUAGCCCAGUCUCUGAGAACGUCUCCGGAGUUCCAGAAGCUUCUGGGUAUCGCCAUGGAGAUGUUCUUGCUGUGCAGCGACGACAGAGAGUCGGACGUCAGGAUGGUGGCAGACGAGUGCCUGAACAAAAUCAUCAAAGCGCUGAUGGACUCCAACCUGCCCAGACUUCAGCUGGAGCUCUACAAAGAAAUUAAAAAGAAUGGUGCCUCUCGGAGCCUGAGGGCUGCUCUUUGGAGGUUCGCUGAGCUAGCACACCUCGUCAGACCACAGAAAUGCAGACCGUACCUGGUGAACCUCCUCCCCUGUCUGACCAGGAUCACGAAGAGACAGGAGGAGACUGUCCAGGAGACCCUGUCGGCUGCCGUGCCUAAGAUCAUGACUGUUCUGGGACACUUCGCUAAUGACGGAGAGGUCAAGGUGUUGCUGAAGUCGUUUGUGGCCAACCUGAAGUCCACUUCUCCUACGAUCCGUCGGACGGCCGCCAGCUCAGCGGCGAGUGUUUGUCAACACUCGAGACGGGCCUCCUACUUCUACACCUGGCUGCUCAACGUCCUGCUGGGUCUGUUGGUCCCUGUCGAUGAGGAACAUCCUAACCACCUGGUCCUGGGGGUGUUGUUAACCCUUCGCUACCUGAUGCCUCAACUACAGCAACAGGACAGGACCACCAGCCUGAAAGGAAGCUUCGGAGUCAUGAGGAAGGAGGCAGACUUACAGCCCACGCCUGAACAGCUACUGCAAGUCUAUGAGUUGACUCUACACUACAGCCAGCAUGGCGACCACAACGUGGUGACGGCCUCUCUGGAACUGAUGCAGCAGAUGUUCCGGACUCCUCCCCCGGAGCUACUGCACAUGCUCAUUACGCCCGGCAGCGUUCCGCACGCCAGCGUGUUCCGACGGGACGUGGAGAGACGCGCCCACUCCGGCAGCAUCCUGGAGUUCAUUGCCGGGGGCGGGUCUUCCUGUAAUAGUCCACUCCUCCUCAGAAAACAGAAAGGCAAGAUGCUGUCGGGGGAGGAGGAGGGGUUGGAGGACGACCCUGAGAGGGCAGAGGUCACCACCGGGGCCUUUACAGCCUCUGUGGCGGGCGCCGACGCCACUGCACAGGUGGUCGACAUCAUUACCCAGCAGCCCCGCUCAUCACAGCAUGCUCUGCAGCCCGGCGACUCCGUGGACCUCGGUGGCGCCUCCUCGGAACAAGGAACGACUGCCCUCGGCACCUCCGGCGGCGAGGGAGGGGCGGGGACUCCCGAGUCGCCCAAUGACAACGCAGCGGACGAGGACAUGCUCAGCCACAGCUCCAGCGGGGCUAACGUUACCCCGGAAACGGCCGACUACGCCACGCCGGAGAACGCGGAGAUGCCCGACGGGCCCCUGGUGGACCCCCUGGGAGACCCCUCGCUGCCCCCGAGCGCCGACUCGUCGCAGACCACCACAGAAGGGCCGGACUCGGCCGCCACACCUUCAGACGCCGCUGAACUCUCGCGUCCGCGGUUGCCACGGGUGAUGGUGGAGCCGCCGUUUGAGGCCCCUCCCUCUCCGACCUCCACCGAGGGUCCAGACGCGUCCGACAGCGACUCUUCCGUCUACUCCUCCUCUUCCUCCUCUUCCUCCUCCGCCGCUGCUGCUGCUUCUUCUUCUUCUUCCUCCCUCUCCUCUGGCGCCGACGCUUCCUCUAGCGGUAGUAGCAAGGUGUUGGACACCAGUGAGAGUCUGUAUUCAGGGAUGCAGAUUGGAACUUUACAGGAUGAGGAAGAAGAGGGAGCCGUACCUUCAUCACACCCUGAACCCUUCUCCCAGUCCGCACUGGCUCUGAGUAGACCCCACCUCCUAGAGGGCAGAGGUCACAACAGACAGGCGUCAGACAGCAGUGUGGAUCACUUCAUACCAAAGGAGGAGCCAGCGGAGACCACAGAGCUGGAGAACAAGCCAUCGAGGAUAAAGGGUCCGAUUGGCCACUACACAGACCAAGGGGCGGAGCCUCUGGUUCACUGUGUACGACUCCUCUCUGCCUCCUUCCUGCUGACUGGACAGAAGAAUGGGCUGGUCUCUGAUAAAGAGGUCCGUGUCAGUGUGAAGGUUCUAGCAGUCAGCUGUAUCGGAGCAGCAGCCGCCCUUCAUCCUGAAGUCUUCUUCAACUCUCUGUACCUGGAACCACUGGACGGAGAGACACAGCAGGAGCAGCAGUAUAUCAGUGAUGUGUUGUGUCUGGUUGCUCAUGGAGACCCUCAGGUCAGAGGUGCUGCAGGGGUGUUGUGUGGCGCUGUUAUCCACUCUGCUCUCAACAAGACACGUUACAACAUACACACCUGGAUGACCAGCGUUCACACCUCUACAGGUAACCCGUUGUCCCUGGUGGAUCUAGUUCCUGUACUACAGAACACUCUCAAGGACGAGUCCUCUGUCACCUGUAAGAUGGCCUGCUCUGCAGUCAGGCAUUGCAUCAUGACUCUUUGUAGCAGUACUCUGAGUGAGUUGGGUCUGCAUCUCCUGGUUGACCUGCUGACCUUAAAGGACUGUUCCUAUUGGCUGGUCAGGACGGAACUCCUGGAAACUCUGGCAGAGAUAGAUUUCCGGUUGGUGAACUUCCUGGAGAAGAGAACAGAGAGUUUACACAAAGGAGAGCAUCACUACACUGGGUUGCUAAGGUUACAGGAGAGAGUGUUGAAUGGCGUUGUGAUUCAUUUGUUGGGAGACGAAGACCCUCGAGUACGACACAUAGCCGCUGCUACUGUCAGCAGGCUGGUCAGUGUGUUGUUCUAUGAGUGUGACCAGGGUCAGGCUGACCCGGUGGUGGCUAUAGCCAGAGACCAGAGCUCUGUGUAUCUACAGUUACUGAUGCAUGAGACACUACCACCUUCACACUUUACUGUCUCUACCAUCACCAGGACGUAUCGUGGUUAUAACCUGUCUCAGGGAGUGUCAGACGUCACUGUGGAGAAUAACUUGUCAAGAGUCGUCUCUGCGGUGUCCCACGCUCUCACCUCCUCUACGUCACGGGCCCUCACUUUCGGCUGCUGUGAGGCGCUGCAUCUUCUGACCACCACCUACCCAGCAUGCACCUGGAGUACGGGCUGGCACUGUGGUUACGUCAGCUCCACCGUCACACACCCCAACCGAUCUAACCUCAACCGCUCCCGGGCACGCUCACACAGCCUCUCUCAGCCCGGCUCAGGCCCAUUAGAGGAAGGGAAGAGGAGUCUAACAGUAGGGAUGGCUAACAUGAUGAUGUCUCUGCUGUCCUCUGCCUGGUUUCCUCUGGACCUCUCUGCUCACCAAGAUGCUCUGCUGCUGGCCGGGAACCUGCUCGCUGCGACGGCUCCACAGUGUAUGUGUAGUCCCUGGGCUGGGGAGGAGGAGGGAGGGCCGGUCCCCGGUAAGACAGAGGAGCCCUGGGCAGCGGUGGGAGAGCGCCCCCUGGUGGUCCUGGUGGAACAACUCUUCUCUCACAUCCUCAAGAUACUCAACAUCUGUGCCCACGUGCUGGACGACACGCCGCCCGGACCCGCCGUCAAGGCCACCCUGCCGUCCCUAGCCAACGCUCCCUCCCUCAGCCCCAUCAGAAGGAAAGGCAAGGAGGUAGCAGAGCCAAGCACCAUUCCCAUGAGCCCUAAGAAAGGCAGCGAGACCAACACUGGCAGGCCAGCGGACAGCUCGGGGUCCACGGCUAACGUCAACAAGUCCACAACCCUGGGAAGCUUCUAUCAUCUACCCACCUACCUCAAACUGUACGACGUCCUCAAAGCUACACACACCAACUAUAAGGUUACGUUGGACCUCCACAGCACCAACGAGAAGUUCGGAGGGUUCCUGCGUUCUACGCUGGACGUUCUGUCUCAGCUGCUAGAGAUGGCCACGCUGCACGACAUCGGAAAGUGUGUGGAAGAGAUCCUCAGCUACCUGAAACUCUGCUUCUCCAGAGAACCUCUGAUGGCCACGGUCUGUGUUCAACAGUUAUUGAAGACGUUGUUUGGUACCAACCUAGCCUCCCAGUACGAGGGGGCCCAGGGCGGUCCUAGUCGAUCCCAGGGGAAGGCUCUCCGUCUGGGCUCGUCCAGCCUGAGACCUGGCCUCUAUCACUACUGCUUCAUGGCCCCCUACACACACUUCACCCAGGCCCUGGCCGACGCCAGCCUCAGGAACAUGGUGCAGGCUGAGCAGGAGCAGGACGCGUCAGGGUGGUUUGAUGUAAUGCAGAAGGUGUCCAACCAGCUGAGAUCCAGUAUCACCAACGUGACCAAACAGAGAGGAGACAAGAAUGCGAUCCACAACCACAUCCGUCUGUUUGAACCUCUGGUGAUCAAGGCUCUGAAACUGUACACCACCUCCACCUCUGUAGCGCUGCAGAGACAGGUCCUAGACCUGCUGGCGCAGCUGGUACAGCUACGAGUCAACUACUGUCUGCUGGACUCGGACCAGGUGUUCAUAGGUUUUGUGCUGAAGCAGUUUGAGUACAUUGAGGUGGGACAGUUCAGAGAUUCUGAGGCGAUCGUCCCCAACAUAUUCUUCUUCCUGGUUCUGUUGUCGUACGAGCGGUACCACUCCAAACAGAUCAUCAGCAUCCCAAAGAUCAUUCAACUGUGUGAUGGCAUCAUGGCUAGUGGGAGGAAGGCUGUCACACAUGCCAUCCCAGCCCUGCAGCCUAUAGUCCAUGACCUGUUUGUUCUGAGAGGCUCCAACAAGGCUGAUGCUGGGAAGGAGCUGGACACCCAGAAAGAGGUGGUGGUCUCCAUGCUGCUGAGACUCAUACAGUACCACCAGGUGCUGGAGAUGUUCAUCCUGGUCCUCCAGCAGUGUCACAAGGAGAACGAGGACAAGUGGAAGAGACUGUCCAGACAGAUCGCUGACAUCAUCCUGCCCAUGAUAGGAAAACAACAGAUGCACCUGGACUCCCCUGAGGCUCUGGGAGUGUUGAACACUCUGUUUGAGACGGUCGCUCCCUCCUCUCUCCGCCCGGUAGAUAUGCUGCUGAAGGGAAUGUUCACUACACCUGCUACCAUGGCUAAUGUCAACACAGUUCAGCUGUGGGUGUCAGGUGUCUUGGCUGUCCUCCGAGUCCUCAUCUCUCAGUCCACUGAAGACAUAGUCCUCUCUCGUGUCCACGAGCUCUCCCUCUCUCCUCUCCUCCUCUCCUGUCCCACCAUCCGACGUCUCCGUGACGACAGCAGCCUCUCGUCGCCCCCGCCACCGCCUCUGGCGACCUCGGCAACUGUCGCCCCCGACAACCAGGAGGCCAACGGAGAGCGGGUGCCGCCGGAGGAGACGUUUGCCAGGUUCCUACUCCAGCUAGUAGGAGUGAUGCUAGAUGACAUCUCGACCAGACAGGUGAAGGUUGACAUGACAGAAGAGCAACACACGUUCUACUGUCAACAGCUGGGGACUCUGUUAAUGUGUCUCAUACACAUCUUCAAGAGUGGCAUGUUCCGUAGGAUCACAGCAGCAGCCACUCGUCUCCUGAAGGGUGAUGCUGUUCUGGGUUCAGGUCCAGGGGUCAGUGGUGUCUUCUACCCCCUAGAGGGUCUUAAUGCCAUGGUGGGCUGCCUGGUGACCACACACCCCUCUCUGGUUCUACUCUGGUGCCAAGUCCUCCUCAUCAUCAACUACACCAACUACAGCUGGUGGACAGAGGUACACCAGACACCCAGGAGACAGAGUCUGUCCUGUACCAAGCUGCUGAGCCCUCAUUCAUCAGGAGGGGUGGAGGAGGAGAGACCAGAGGCCAGACUGGCCAUGUGUAACAGAGAGAUCGUACGCAGGGGAGGACUCAUUCUCUUCUGUGACUACGUGUGUCAGAACCUGCACGACUCGGAGCACCUGACCUGGCUGAUCGUCAACCACGUCCGUGACCUCAUCGACCUUUCCCAUGAGCCUCCGGUGCAGGACUUCAUCAGCGCCGUUCACCGCAACUCGGCCGCCUCCGGACUGUUCAUACAGGCUAUACAGUCACGUUGUGACAACCUCACUACUCCCACCAUGUUGAAGAAGACUCUCCAGUGUCUAGAAGGGAUCCACCUGUCCCAGUCUGGUUCUCUGUUGAUGCUCUACGUGGACAAACUACUGAACACUCCUUUCAGAGUCCUGGCUCGUAUGGUUGAUACUCUGGCCUGCAGGAGGGUGGAAAUGCUGCUGGCUGAAACACUACAGAACAGUUUAGUCCAGCUGCCUGUGGAGGAACUGGACAGAAUCCAGGAAUACCUUCAGAUCAGUGGACUAGCUCAACGGCACCAGAGGUUCUACUCCCUGCUGGACAGGUUCCGAGCCUCCGUUGCCGAGGACACCAGCAGCCCCUCCCCUCCUGUGACAUCACACCCCCUGGAUGGGGAACCGCCACCUGCCCCUGAACUAGUCAAGGCUGACAAGGAGUGGUAUGUUGCCUUGGUGAUGUCCCAGUGCUGUCUCCGUGGUGACGGGUCGUUCCUGGAGACAACGGAACUCCUGACCAAACUACCUCCUGACGACCUCUCAACCAUCAUGAGUUGCAAGGACUUCAACCUGUCUCUCCUCUGUCCGUGUCUGAGUCUGGGGGUUCAGAGGUUAACCCGGGGUCAGGGGUCGUUGCUAUUGGAGACGGCCCUGGCCGUGAUGCUGGAUCAUCUGAGCCGGGUCACACAGCUACUUCCUGUUCCACACCGUUCCUUCCUGCCGCCGGCCAAACCUGACCCGGCCGAACCCUACUGGGACAACUUGGCUAUCGUCUAUGGUGAGGCUGGACUCUACCCGCGGGUGAUGUCUCUGUGUAGAGCGCUGUCUCAGUAUCUGCUGUGUGUGGGUCAGCUUCCUUCCCCUCUGCAAAUCCCUGAAGACAAACAACAUCUCAUCACCACCUUCACCACCAUGGCUACCGAGUUGGUGGUCUGGCGUGUUCUCCAGGACAGUGUUCCUCUGAGUGUUGACCUGCAGGGGGCUCUGUCCUGUCUGUGUCUGGCCCUGCAACAACCCUGUGUCUGGAACACACUGUCUACAGCCCCGUACAAAACACACACCUGUUCUAUCAUACACUGUCUACGACUCCUCAUCACUGCAGUGGCAGUAGGUCCAGGUGACCAUCUGUUACAUCCAGGGAGGAAGAGAACCACCGGGUCAGAUGGUGAUUCAGACCAGGUCCACUCUCCAAACACUGACAACGUGUGUGAGCGACGGUCGUGUGAGAUCAUGGCUGAGCUGGUGGAAGGUCUCCAGAGCGUUCUGUCUCUGGGUCACCAUAGAAACAGCGGAAUCCCAGCCUUCCUCACACCGAUGCUCCGAAACAUCAUCAUCAGUCUGUCCAGACUACCGCUGGUCAACAGCUACACUAGAGUCCCCCCCCUGGUGUGGAAGCUGGGCUGGUCCCCUCGGCCAGGGGGAGAGUUCGGUACCACCCUUCCUGAGAUCCCUGUAGAGUUCCUGCAGGAGAAGGACGUGUUCAGGGAGUUCCUCUAUCGCAUCAACACACUGGGCUGGAGCAGUAGGACCCAGUUUGAAGAGACCUGGGCCACACUGCUGGGAGUUCUGGUCACUCAACCCAUCUCUAUGGACCAGGAGGAGGAGAGGGAACAGGAGGAGGACUUGGAGCGUACCCAGUUGAAUGUGUUAGCGGUCCAGGCCAUCACGUCUCUUGUUCUGAGUUCCAUGAUUCUCCCUACUGCCGGAAACCCUACUGUCUCCUGUCUGGAACAACAGCCGAGAAACAAGACCCUUAAAGUCCUGGACACACGGUUUGGCAGGAAGUUGUCAGUGAUCAGAGGAGCCGUGGAGAGAGAGAUCCAGGCCAUGGUGUCGAAGAGAGACAACGUACACACACACCACCCCUACCACACCUGGGACCCUGUCCCCUCCCUGUCUGCUGUCUCACCAGCAGGUACACUGAUCAGCCAUGAGAAACUCCUGCUGCAGAUCAACACAGAGAGAGAGAUGGGGAACAUGGACUACAAACUGGGACAGGUGUCCAUCCAUUCUGUGUGGCUGGGGAACAACAUUACCCCUCUGAGAGAGGAAGAGUGGGGUGAGGAUGAGGAAGAUGAGACUGAUACUCCGGCCCCCGCCUCUCUUCCUACCUCUCCUAUCAACUCCAGGAAGCAUCGUGCAGGUGUAGACAUCCACUCCUGUUCUCAGUUCCUAUUGGAGCUCUACAGCCAGUGGCUCCUCCCCGGUUCCCCUAGCAACAGACGCACCCCUGUUGUGCUCAUCAGCGAGGUGGUCCGAUCGUUGUUGGCGGUCUCUGACCUGUUCACGGAGCGUAACCAGUUUGACAUGAUGUUCACCACCCUGAUGGAGCUGCAGAAGAGUCAUCCUGCUGAAGAUGAGAUAAUGAACCAGUACCUGGUACCAGCUCUCUGCAAGGCUGCUGCUGUCCUGGGCAUGGACAAGGCGACCUCUGAACCUGUGUGUCGGGUGUUGGAGCUGACCCUGCACAGCACCCACCUCCCCAGCCGUAUGGGAGCGCUGCACGGCCUGCUGUACGUACUGGAGUGUGACCUGCUGGACGACACAGUGAAACAGCUGGUACCUGCCGUCUCAGACUACAUACUGAGUAACCUACGGGCCAUAGCACACUGUGUGAACUUGCACAACCAGCAGCAUGUCUUGGUGAUGUGUGCUGUGGCCUUUUACAUGAUGGAGAACUACCCUCUGGAUGUAGGAGCCGAGUUUACUGCUGGGGUUAUACAGAUGUGUGGUGUGAUGGUAUCAGCCAGUGAAGACUCCACCCCCUCAGUGAUCUACCACUGUGUGUUGCGUGGGUUGGAGCGCCUCCUGCUGUCGGAGCAGCUGUCUCGUAUGGAUGGAGAGGCACUGGUUAAACUGAGUGUCGACCGGGUUAACAUGCCAAGCCCUCACAGAGCCAUGUCUGCCCUGGGACUCAUGCUCACCUGCAUGUACACAGCGGUGUGUACCACAGCAGAGUCAGCGUUGGGGUCAGAGGUGAUGGGGUCAGAGGUUAGAGGUCAGGGGUCAGAGGUUACCUCGGGUCCUGUUGCUUUCUCCUCAGGCAAGGAGAAGGCCAGCCCUGGUCGCCCGGCCGGCGCUGUCGACCCUCAGGCCCCCGACAGCGAGUCUGUCAUCGUUGCCAUGGAGAGGGUCUCUGUGCUCUUCGACAGGGUCCGUAAGGGUUUACCCAGCGAGGCACGGGUGGUGGCCAGGAUUCUUCCUCAGUUCCUGGACGACUUCUUUCCUCCGCAGGACGUCAUGAACAAGGUCAUCGGAGAGUUCCUGUCCAAUCAGCAGCCUUACCCACAAUUCAUGGCUACUGUGGUCUACAAGGUGUUCCAGACCCUCCAUGCUACAGGCCAGUCCAGUAUGGUGACAGACUGGGUGUUACUGUCUCUGUCUAACUUUACCCAGAGAACCCCAGUUGCCAUGGCCAUGUGGAGUCUGUCUUGCUUCUUCAUCUCUGCCUCCACCUCCCAGUGGGUCUCUGCCCUCCUGCCCCAUGUCAUCAGCCGUAUGGGUAAGAGUGAGGUGGUGGACAUCAGUCUGUUCUGUCUGGUAGCCCUGGACUUCUACAGACACCAGCUGGAUGAAGAGUUGGACCGCAGAGCCUUCCAGUCUGUCUUCCAGACCGUGGCCUCGCCUGGCAACACCUAUCAGCAGCUACUGGACUGUCUGCAGAGUAUCCACCAAGACACAUCACUCUGAGAGAGAGAUGUAGCCCCUAUCACCAGACAUCACACAGAGAGAGGGGGGGGCAGAGUGAGAUGGGGGGG
Molecule: messenger RNA, 10198 nt
Organism: Oncorhynchus mykiss (rainbow trout)
Lineage: Eukaryota; Metazoa; Chordata; Actinopteri; Salmoniformes; Salmonidae
Source: RefSeq, a predicted model, not a curated record